UAGAUAAAUUUAGUUGGGUAGCGGUUUGCCAACGCCGUGAGCCAAUCGUUGGUGAAUAGGCCAUCCUGGUUGGCUUAUUUUCUACCAGGGGAAUGCUCAAGCGCAAGUGAAAUAGAAAAAUUAGUAGGUGCUCAAAAUGCAGUAGUGGGUGAAUAUCCAUACCAAGUUUCACUUCGAGUUGCGGGAAACCAUUUUUGCGGAGGUGCUUUAAUAACCAAGAAACACAUUCUUACGGCAGCCCACUGCGUCUACCCAAUCAAGAAACAACCAUUCCUUAGAAGAGUCAUGACAGUUGUAACUGGCACAAACAGCUUGAAAAGUGGUGGUAAAUCUUACAAGGUGGAUAGUCUUUCAUAUUAUGAAAAAUAUGUCGACAAAACGGAAGACCCAGAUUUUAUGUAUGACAUUGGUGUAAUUACUCUCGCUAAAGAAGUUGAACUAUCAAAAUUAGUAGAGAUUAUUCCUCUUCCUACUAAAGAUGUUAAAGGUGGAGAAGAUGCAGUCAUUACUGGAUGGGGAACUAUGAAAACACCUGAUUCACCUCUAUCUCAAACUCUCAAUAAGUUAAAUGUGCAGGUUGUUAAUAAUGCUAGAUGUCAAUUAUAUUACCUUGGCGCACGUACAAUUCAAAAAUCCCACAUCUGUGCUUUUCGCAAACGUGGUACAGGCACUUGCUCGGGUGACUCCGGCGGUCCGCUGGUAUCCGAUGGAGAAAUCAUCGGAGUGGUUUCUGGCGGAGUAGCUUGUGCUAAAGGAUUUCCUGACAUUUAUACAAGAAUCUAUUACUACCUAGAUUACGUAAAGGAAAUAAUUGGUGACAAAUCAACCAAACAAUAAAUAAGGGAUUGUCAAUAUGAAUGUGAGAAAUUUUAGUUAUUGUUAAGAUCGUAAUUUAUAUGUUUUUAUAAUAACAAAUAAACCAGCAAAUUGAACUGUACUACGUAUGG
Messenger RNA from Nasonia vitripennis (jewel wasp), 947 nucleotides. RefSeq names its product chymotrypsin-2. Bases 286 to 837 code for a protein of 183 amino acids. NCBI's taxonomy places the organism in Eukaryota, Metazoa, Arthropoda, Insecta, Hymenoptera, Pteromalidae. Gene Ontology annotation, molecular function: serine-type endopeptidase activity. The record is from RefSeq and is a predicted model, not a curated record. The transcript has 4 exons. Gene Ontology annotation, biological process: proteolysis.